Molecule: messenger RNA, 4680 nt
Organism: Porites lobata
Lineage: Eukaryota; Metazoa; Cnidaria; Anthozoa; Scleractinia; Poritidae
Source: the annotation of a GenBank genome assembly
GCAAAAGGAGCGCCAUUGUCUUUGUCGAAGAGGAAAGUGCCUCAAGUUCCAAAUGAAAAACAGUUCAAAGGUAUUAAAUGUAAGAGAGACCUAUCAGUCGAAAACAAUAAACAAACCAAGAAAAAAAAAACAUCAACACAAGCGCCUGUUAAGAAAUUUUGCGUAAGAGCAGGCUUUAAGUUUUUGUGCUUUUGGUGACAAAACUAAUUGGGACAUUUUUGACAAACUUGACUGAAAAUGUGAAAACGCAUAGUCGUCUUUUUUUCAUUAAUGUGAAAAAAGCUGGCUAAAUUUACCUGUCUCUAUCGUCAAGAACGCAUGUAUAUCCAUACUGGUAAGAAAAUAAAUUUCAGUUGUGGCGGUGAAAUGUAAACAUGACGCAUUAUGCAUGGUUCAGUUUGACCUGUUACACCACCCCCCCCCCCGGGAACCCUCGGGACAAGUCCAGCCCUUCGGGCCCAGGGGUAGGGGGUGGGGCAAAUUAAAAAUAUCUUCUCUUUGAUUUUGGGAAGUUUUGGGAAGUACGUGUCAUUUUUCGCGCGCUUUACACGAUGGCUGCGGAGCUCAAGACCACGUAUUUCAAGGAAAAAGGCAGGAAUUUGUCGGAGAGUGGUUGGAUAGGAAUAACUUAUCAAAAUUAAAGUCUGUAUUUAAAGGUAUGUUUUAAAAUUUAAAACGAAUGUGCCUGUGAUGCGUACUCCAAAAGAAGGAAAGACAUAUUUCUUCAGCCUAGCUUUAAAUAAUGAUAAGAAAACUUAUCAGUAUGAAAACGAUUACAAAGCUUUGGUAUAUAUAAAGAAAUAGAAAUUCGAUCCAGUGUUCUUAUGAAGUGUUCUAUCAAGGAGGCCGUUUUUAAAGAGUUUUUUCUUCUUCGUUUUCGUUUUCAAAUUUAUUGUUCAUUUUUUAACUUCAUUAUGACAUUUAUUAUCCUUCUCUCAAAAAACUCAGGAAAGCGUUUAUAAAAGUUGUGAAAACGUCUCGUUUUGCUUUUGUGCGGAUCAAAAAGAUGUACCCAAGAAACGUACAAGAGGUCGAUCUGGAGCUCGGAGGUGGGGAAUUGUCUCUUUCUGCGUGCCCGGGGGUGGGAAAUAGACCUCCAAGAAAGAAAACAUUGCAAGUCCCCCGUAGGAGUCUGCCCGAGGUUGGAGGGGGCAUAGUUACAACUCAAUUUGAACCAUGCAUUAUCACUCCAUGCAAUUUUUUCUGCCUUUUCAUAGCAAAUAUUUCCUAACAAGAUCGAUCUUGGACAUAAGUGUUUUCAUUGGCCAAGACAAACUCGGUGACCGAAUGAUAAAACGAUUAUAGUACUCGGUUGUCGCAAAAUAUCGUGAUUUGUCAGUGUCUCGCAAAUCAAUUAUUUGCCAAAUUCGAACUGCGAGACACUGACAAAUCCAAUAAUUGUUAAUUAUCUCGCCCAGUUGAUUUGUGUAUUAUUGAUGGUAAUUGUGAUCGUACAUUUUUUGGCUACAAAAUAUGAACUUCUUCGAUCUUUGUGUGUGUUUGUUUAAUUCAGCAACCAAAUUGGAAUCACCUCCCUCAGUCUCGUCAAUUAUUGCAUCGCUCGAAGGUUCUUCAACGAGAUUAUUCCCGGAAAGGCCCCAGGAGAAUCUGAGAACGAUGCAAGAUUCAUCAGAGACAACACAGCACGUUGCCUCGAAUGAGACGCCUAUAACAGCAGGUACAUAUAUCUCUUUCUAUCAGAUUUAGCGAACACAACGCAACCUCAAAUGAGAACCUGAAAGCACGCGGAAAGGAUUAAACGCGACUCCCGGUUGUCGAUUUUUAGCUCAACCAUUGGUCAAUUCGGCUAUUAGAUCUAAGCAAGCCAGGAUCACUGUCGUGGCGUUGUCUUUGUUAAAUCUGUAUUUUCUUCGCAUUUAAGUGGGUCAUCUAAUUUAAGUAGUUAUUGAACGUUUGCAUUGGACACUGUCUGUCCCCAUGAGCAAGAAGUUUUCCCAGUGGUCGCAAAAAUUUAUUGUUUUAUAUAUAACGCCUGAUUAAGGCCAGGUCGCGGUUGCUCAUACGUUGAAUAGCGCUAUCCACUGGAUAAAUCACUAUCCAGCGGAUAAGUAUUAGAAAAACCAAAAACCAUUUGGUGUUAUCCGCUGAUUGUGCUAUCCAGCUUUAGAACAACUCAGACCAGAAGAAAAUGUUGCCGCACAAAUCUUAGUCUGCGACACAAAUCUAGCCUUAGAUACAUGUAGAUAGGAUUUAUAUUUAAAGUUAAAACCUUGCGUCCUUAUAGGCAAAUAGGGGCGUUUAUGGAUGUGGGUUAAGCCUUCUUGUGAGAAAAGGAAAGCGGAUAACCAUAUCAUGAAUGAUUUGUUUAAUUUCAUUUCCUUCAAAACUGAAUUUGUUGAUUGGAAGUGAACUCGAGUUAAUCCGUUAUUCAGUGAACCACUGAGGUUCUUGUCAAAUAGUGAAAAUUUGUGCGUGCUUACUAAAGGCUUCACCUUUUAUCCAUUGUUUAAGACAAGUCAAGUCAAUGUAGCUUAGUUGAUUGGCAGUAUUUUUGUCUUGUAGCCUUAGCAUUACUUAGCUGCAAUGUACCAGCUACGUCGUUGUACGCUGUGGACCAUGUUUUAGAGAUCAUUGGUAACACAGUAACGUUUGUCACGACUCGACUUAAAGGAACAUCACCAACCCAAGUCAGGGAUUACCUAGAACGGGAAAACUUACCCAGGAUAUGUUUGUUGCUUGUGGACGCAGAUGAAGUAAACCGUGCCUGUCGAUAUUCACUUCUUGAAGAACUAGAAUACAAAGAUCUUUUCAAAACAGUUCUGGAUAGAGUUGGUAAGCUGCCCUGGGGGAAUUCCUGGGGCUACUCCUGAGAAUUCUUGUUGGGAUUGUGCUUAGUGCUAGUCCCCUGUUCUUGGAAUCCUGACCCUUCGUCCUUUUUGGCCCCUGCAUUAACUAACACUAAUUUUAAUAAAAAAUAAUAAAGCGAAUUCCUAUAAUAGAAAAAAAAACGUGCUAGUAACUGAGCGCGCUGUACCAAUCGCCCUUAGGCCUUAGUUCGAAACUGUAUCCCUCCAGCGCAUGCUCAACAAAGAUCUUACUCGAUCGAUUCAUUCAGAGUCUCUCUCAAGUACGCCAAAUCAAGCAAAUGAGAGAAAUACUCUGCUAGCAGGGUGAUGCUCAUCUUAUCAGCUCUGAAUUGAUAAAUGCACGAUGCCACAAAGAACUUUCCAUGUAAUAUAUCAAAAACGACACGCAGAGUUUCAUCCGAUAUCCAUCAGACACCUAGAAGUGGGUUUAAAAACAAGGUGCAGCCGAGAUUUUUAAGACCGACUUCGACUAGCUGGAUAUCGGAUGAAACAUUGCGUAUCGUUUUUUAUAUAGCUUCUCAAAUUAACAAUAACUUAAUUCUUGAAGAAAUUCAAAGAUAAAGUUUGCAAAAUUUUAUGGUAAUUAGUAUCCGAUAUCCAAACCACCGUCACGGUUGGGAUUUUGUUUGUUUUCUCUUUAUGAAUUAUUAAUGAUUUGGGAAGUAUGAAUGGAGUCAUCGCUCUCUAGUGGAAGGAAAAGUUACUUUUUUGCUUGACUUUGAGUCCAAACAAAUAAUAGUAAACUUUAAAUUGUUAUGUUCGUCUUUUCUUUAUUGCAGCUGAAAAGGUUGUAAUUAUAGUCUGUGCUAACGGCCAGUUCUCACAAGAAAAUGAGGUCCAACUAUUCAUUGAGGGCGUGGUUGAAAAAAGGGAAGAGGGAUUCAUUGUGUGGCUAAAAGAUGGAGCGCUGUCUGUUGACCCGGAUACUUUGGCACACAUUUUGAUUCCGGGGCAACUUUCAACUCAGGUAUCACCAAAGCGAAGUUGCCCUAAAAUGCCAAGGGGUGUUGCUGCCUCUGCUUCUGCCACUAUAACGCGUCCAAUAAAUGUUGAUGAAAGAGAAGGAUGUCCACCUUUUUUUACAUUAGCUGAUCUGCUGAGCCGUGAUGUUAGCCUUCACCCAGCACUUGGCAUCCAAGCGCAUCAAGAAAAGCAUUCCUCAUCAAACUCGACUUCGACGGAUUCUUACGAGUUGAUAGAUGAAGCGAUCAACUCUGCUGAACAAGGCAUCCUGACAGCUCAAGAACCGGUUUCCACGCCUGUCACAAAAUCAACGAGAGAUACUUGGUCGCAAGAAAGCUCAAAAACUGUCCUCGACUGGAGAAAACUUGAACGUGGUAGGAUUAGCGAUGUAGUCUUCGUCGAGCAACCCCUGCCACAUCUGAUCCCAGGCUUUUUCCGUACACGACUAGAACGGCUGGAACCGCAGAUUCCGGAGGAGGUUGAACAAGAUCUUUUGAAACAAUUUGGAACGACACCUAAAGUUGAAGUAAAAGUCGUGUCAAAGCAAGGUGUACUAAAGUGGUUCGCUGAGGAAAAUUCCCGGGAGGCUAAGGAAAUAGCGGAAAAUGAGGCUCUUAUGCUAAAAACUGGUGUUCGUUACGGCCAAGUGUCUAUGGAGAAAAACGACCUUCAGUUCAGGUAUCCAGAAUGGACCGUUCCUGAGUGCAUUCUCCAAAAAAUUGAAAGUGGCCAUAGGGACAUGCCCAGAGGGGAACUCAAUAUCAUUUCUGACGAGAAAGGAAACUUAAGAUUCCAUGUAUCAUAUAGCCAUGAACAGGAGACAUUAGCUCGACUUCUUCCCUUACUGGGUAGAGCAUAUGGUGGUUUUCCCUUUCCGGGAUUUCAGUAG